UAAAGCGUGUUUAAUAGACAAGGAGUAGGACGUUUUAAAAUAGUUCGUCUUUUAGCUGCAUUUUAUAAUUUGAAAUGGCGCUUCGUUUAACCAGGAAUUCCCAGCUGAAUGCCGAGAACAGGACCGCUCUGACAGGAAAAGGAGCUGUCGUCUCGAAGCCUGGAUUGAGGCCCAGGGCUGUGCUGGGAGACCUAGGAAAUAAAGGGCCUGUGACAAAACUAGCUCCGAAGAAGGAUGUAAAACCUGCCACUACCAAAGCGGUUCAGAAAAAAACCAGCAAGUCUGAAAAUGCCCCCGAACCACGGGUGCCAAAGACAACUGUAGCCAAGCAGACCAGUGAAGUGUGCGCCAAGAUCCAGCCUCAAUCCCCAACUCCAAUGGAUAUAUCUGGCUGUGCGCCUGAGGAGGACUUGUGCCAGGCCUUUUCAGAUGUACUACUAAAUAUCCAGGAUGUUGAUGUGGGUGAUGCUGAUAACCCAAUGCUCUGCAGUGAAUAUGUGAAGGACAUCUACAGUUACCUAAGACAGAUUGAGGUGGAACAAGCAGUUAGGCCAAAGUACCUGCAGGGACAGGAAGUCACUGGAAACAUGCGAACUAUACUGAUUGACUGGCUUGUGCAAGUCCAACUGAAAUUCCAGCUGCUUCAGGAGACCAUGUAUAUGACUGUCGGAAUAAUUGAUCGCUUUCUUCAGGCUAAUCCAGUGCCCAAGAAGAUGUUGCAGCUUGUUGGCGUGACUGCUAUGUUGCUGGCCUCCAAAUAUGAAGAGAUGUAUCCUCCAGAGAUUGCAGACUUUGCGUUCGUUACCGACCACACUUAUACCACGGCCCAGAUCAGAGAGAUGGAAAUGAAGAUCCUGAGGGUGCUCCAUUUCAGCUUUGGCCGUCCCAUUCCCCUGCAGUUUUUGAGAAGAGCUUCUAAGAUCGGAGAAGUAACUGCAGAGCAGCACACCUUGGCUAAAUAUCUAAUGGAGCUGACUAUGGCAGACUAUGACAUGGUGCACUAUCCCCCAUCCCAGAUUGCUGCUGCAGCAUUUGCACUGACAAUGAAAGUUCUAAACUGUGGUGAAUGGACACACACUCUGCAGCAUUAUAUGAACUACACAGAGAGCUGUUUGAUUCCUGUAAUGCAGCACAUGGCUAAAAAUGUUGUGAAGGUCAAUGAAGGACUCACCAAGUACAUGGCUGUGAAGAACAAGUAUGCUAGUCAGAAGCUAAUGAAGAUCAGCAUGAUUCCUCAUCUGAAGUCUGCAGUAAUCAAUGAUCUAGCUAAACCUCUAUUGUCUUAAUGUUUGAGUCAGCUUAAUUUUAUUGGCACUGUGUGCUUUUUAACUGAUUAAUGGUAUUCAAAUAUUGAAGUCCUCAACAUUAAGCAACUUCAUGUACAAUAAGUCUCCAUCUUGUAAUGUACUUAUUCUAAUGUGUGUUAAUGUAAUGCUGCUUUUAAACUAAUUUUUAUUAAAGCUGAAUUAGUAGCUACACUAUUCUCUCAAUGUUAAAUUAUUGCACCUACUAAACCCUUAAGAUGUUUGUUUCAGCCAGUUAUAUACAGUUCAACUUUGAAUGGUUAACUGCCUGGUACUGUUGUGCAGUAUGACUGCUGUUUAACACCUGUUUAGAAGUAAUCUAGAAUUAACUUCAUUGUCUAACUAAAGACCCAUUUCUGUACAGAAUACUGUAGCUUGUACUGUACAAAGUUAAAUGAUUUCAGGUUCUAAUUUAAUUCACUGGAAAAUUUGAAUUAUACUGGUAACAUGAAGCAAGUUAAAUUCCAGUUAAGGAUCUAUAUUGUAUAGCUGAUCACA
Messenger RNA from Polyodon spathula (Mississippi paddlefish), 1802 nucleotides. Its product is annotated as G2/mitotic-specific cyclin-B1-like. Lineage: Eukaryota; Metazoa; Chordata; Actinopteri; Acipenseriformes; Polyodontidae. Gene Ontology annotation, cellular component: mitochondrial matrix; cyclin B1-CDK1 complex; nucleus. The record is from RefSeq and is a predicted model, not a curated record. Bases 75 to 1286 code for a protein of 403 amino acids. Gene Ontology annotation, biological process: mitotic metaphase chromosome alignment; mitotic cell cycle phase transition; regulation of cyclin-dependent protein serine/threonine kinase activity. The transcript has 9 exons. Gene Ontology annotation, molecular function: cyclin-dependent protein serine/threonine kinase regulator activity.